UAAUGAAUAUGAAUUAUGUUUACACGAGAGAAGUAUAGUUGCAGUAAGGAAAGUGAUAUAAAAACUGGAGCUACCAUCAGAAAGCAAAUCAGUUUUGUGUUGCAGUUCUUCAGCAAGUGUUUUACAAUGAAGUUUGCUUUCGCAGUUUUGAUCGCCAUCGCUGCGAGCUGUUCCGUUGGUGAGGCUAAAACGUUUACCAAGUGUGAGCUGGUCAAAGCGAUGUAUAACAGGGGUAUUUCGAAGAAAUUGUUGCCGGAUUGGGCCUGUCUCGUGCAGUGGGAAAGCUCAUACAGUACCACGGCGACUCACAAAAACACCGACGGUUCGACCGACUAUGGCAUCUUUCAGAUCAAUAACGCAUACUGGUGUGACUCACACUACGGAUCCAAUUUGUGCAAUAUACCGUGCCAAAAUCUGCUGACCGACGAUAUCUCAGAAGACAUUAAGUGUGCCAAGAUGGUUUACAGCCACCAUGGAUUCAACGCCUGGUACGGGUGGGUGGACCACUGCAGAGGAAAAGCAUUGCCCGACAUCCGCGAGUGCUUCUAGUGCGCGUUCUUGUGUGCCCUACUCGGUACAAGUGCAUUGCUGUAGCCUGUCGUCAUCGGUUGUUGUAAAACCAUGCGGCAAUGACCAGCCAUCACAUUGAGCGAUAUAUUCUUAGCUACACCCCCGGUUGGAAAUAAUAACAAUUUGCGCAACUCGUACAUUGGUGAGCGUUUCACAUCGUUUCUUAUGAAAGAACAGCUUCUUUGACCAACGUGCCCGGUCAGUAGAGGGUGUCAGUGUCGCUUUUAUCGCAAGCAGACAAAUGUUCGACUGGUUGAUGAAAAUUCUUCAACUGCACUGUGCAACGGACAAAAGCAGAACACCGUCCCAAGCAGUGGGACCUCUUCCAUCGUGCCAUUAGCGAUCCGGA
This is a messenger RNA of Anopheles coluzzii, 919 nucleotides long. Its product is annotated as lysozyme c-1-like. Bases 16 to 549 code for a protein of 177 amino acids. The transcript has 3 exons. Gene Ontology annotation, molecular function: lysozyme activity. The record is from RefSeq and is a predicted model, not a curated record. Lineage: Eukaryota; Metazoa; Arthropoda; Insecta; Diptera; Culicidae.